AUGAGUUCCUAUUUCGUCAACUCUCUCUUCUCCAAGUACAAAAGCGGGGACUCGUUGCGCCCCAACUACUACGAGUGCGGUUUCGCGCAGGAUCUGGCCGGCGGCCGUCCCACGGUGGUGUACGGGCCGGGCUCCGGCGCCACCUUCCAGCACGCCCCGCAGAUCCAGGACUUCUACCACCACGGCGCCUCGACGCUGCCCAGCAACCCCUACCAGCAGAGCCCCUGCGCCGUGACUUGCCACGGCGAGCCCGGGAACUUCUACGGAUAUGACGCCCUGCAGAGGCAGACGCUCUUCGGGGCCCAGGACGCAGAUUUGGUCCAGUACAGCGACUGCAAGCUGGGAGGCGCUCCGGGACUCGGCGCCGAGGACGCGGAGGGAACCGAGCAGAGUCCUUCACCCACGCAACUCUUUCCCUGGAUGAGGCCGCAAGUAGCUGCCGGCAGGAGGCGAGGCCGGCAGACGUACAGCCGCUACCAGACUUUGGAGCUGGAGAAGGAGUUCCUGUUCAACCCCUACCUGACCCGAAAGCGCCGCAUCGAGGUGUCGCACGCGCUGGCGCUGACGGAGCGGCAGGUGAAGAUCUGGUUCCAGAACCGCAGGAUGAAGUGGAAGAAGGAGAACAACAAGGACAAGUUCCCCAGCAGCAAGAGCGAACAGGAGGCGGUGGAGCGGGAGAGGAGGGAGAAGGAGCUCCGGGAGGGAGGCAGCGGCGGAGGCGCCGGCGGAGGAGGUGAGGCGGGAGGCGGAGGAGGAGGUCUCGCACCGGUGGCGGGAACAGCUGCUUCGCAAGCCAACCUCAGCGAGGAUUGCUGCGACAAAAGUCACAAGCAGAUGUAG
Messenger RNA from Doryrhamphus excisus (bluestripe pipefish), 840 nucleotides. It is a transcript of the gene hoxb8a, whose product is annotated as homeobox B8a. Lineage: Eukaryota; Metazoa; Chordata; Actinopteri; Syngnathiformes; Syngnathidae. Gene Ontology annotation, biological process: regulation of transcription by RNA polymerase II. The record is from RefSeq and is a predicted model, not a curated record. Gene Ontology annotation, molecular function: RNA polymerase II transcription regulatory region sequence-specific DNA binding; DNA-binding transcription factor activity, RNA polymerase II-specific. Gene Ontology annotation, cellular component: nucleus.